This is a messenger RNA of Lacerta agilis (Sand lizard), 890 nucleotides long. RefSeq names its product glycoprotein Ib platelet subunit beta (gene GP1BB). The transcript has 2 exons. NCBI's taxonomy places the organism in Eukaryota, Metazoa, Chordata, Lepidosauria, Squamata, Lacertidae. Bases 151 to 756 code for a protein of 201 amino acids. The record is from RefSeq and is a predicted model, not a curated record.
UGUGAGAAACAGGCUUCCUCUUAUCUUUCUGGUGCACGCAGUGGAUUUAUCAGGAUUGCUCAGCUGUGCACUUACUACUUCUCACACAGCUGGCCAGCAUUCAGCUUUGGUUCUCAUUCUGCAGAGGAGCGAUCUGAGAGUGGGUGGAAGAUGAUUUCCCUCCGGCUCAUCCUUCUCCUCGUCUUCCUCCCUCUCGUCACUCCAACCUGCCCUGAACCCUGCCAGUGCGCCUCCACUCUCAUUGACUGCACGGCAAAAGAUCUUAUGGACAACAACCUCCCCGCCUCCUUCCCCCCCUCGACCACCAAGCUCUACCUCAACCAUAAUAAUCUCAACUCCAUCCCCAACGGGCUCUUUGACAACCUGAAAGACCUCCAGGUGGUUCACCUGUGGGCAAACCCCUGGGAAUGUGACUGUCACAUCCUCUACCUGCGCUCCUGGCUCCAGUGGCAGCAGAACCGGAGCUUUUACAGGAACGUCAUGUGCUCUUCCCCCUCCCAUCUUCAAGGCAGGAUCAUCAGCUAUUUGUCGGAGGAUGAGAUCAUUUCCACCUGUCAGUACUGGUACUGUGGUGUGGCGCUCAUCUCUCAGAUGUGCCUUUUCAUCUUCCUCCUCGUGCAAGCAGUUCUGCUUCUCCUGGUCAUCGUCUACCUGCGUAGAAUCCGAAGGAUAGCCAAGGAAGCUAGGCGAACGGUCACCGAGUUCGACGAACGGGAAGAUACGUGGUCGACUCAUUCCCGAAAGGGUGCAGACUGAUCAAUGGGUUGGAUGUGUGGGAGAAGAGGGGCGGGGGGAGUUCAGCAGAAGUCCACAUUUGGAUGAGAUUGGCUUUGUUUCAGUAGUUUUGAAAACAAAAAUACACAAUAUUCAGGUUGUGUGUGUGUGUACAC